This is a messenger RNA of Symbiodinium necroappetens, 2046 nucleotides long. The record is from the annotation of a GenBank genome assembly. Lineage: Eukaryota; Dinophyceae; Suessiales; Symbiodiniaceae.
AUGCCGCGGCAAGGGGCAAGGAAGAAGCAGCGCCAGCGAGCUGCCAGUGGAAAGGCCUCGCAAGCAAGCGGCGAUGUACCGCCGGUGUCAGAAGGCAAGAACGCCUUGAAGCGGGCCGAGCGCGUCGGUCCAUCAGCAGACAUUGAGGCGGCUCUUACAUGGAGAGGCAAGCGCUGCGACAAGCUCUUCGAGCUUGCAAGCCGCCCCGCAAUACGAGUUGCAGUGGGCGGAUCAUUCGUAGAGGUUGCCCAGGACCGAUCCACCCAGGAGCACAGCGGUGGAGUCGUGUGGGAAACAGCCUUCUUCCUCUUGCGCUAUUUGCAGCAAGCCAUAAUCCCAGGCUUGCGGCGAAGUGAAGGACGCCCACUUCGUGUUGUUGAGCUUGGAGCAGGAUGCGGUUUGCUUGGUCUCGGAUUGUCUCGUCUUGGAUGUGAGGUCGUCCUUACAGAGCAGCAUGUUGCCAUGGAAAACUUGGUGCGGAAUGUGGAGGCUGCGAACAAGAGCUUGCAAGGAGAGGACUUCGUGCCUGCCGAGGCUUUGGAACUCGAUUGGGGCAGCGAAGCGAACAUGACAGCCGUAAGGAGCAAAGGAUCCUUCGACCUGGUUGUUGGCUCGGACAUUGUCUUUGCCAGUCGACUUGUUCAGCCGUUAAUCCUGACCAUCCGAACACUUCUGAAGGGAUCCUCGAGUGCCACAUGCUGGCUGUGCCUGCAGAGGCGUGAUCCCGAUGCGCAUGCUCUGCUUUUGGUGGAGGCUGCGAAGAACUUCAAGGUCCAGGAGCACUCUUUUGCAGGCUGUGACGGUUUGGAAGCAGCUUGCGAGCUUGAGUGCAUACUCUUGUGCUUGAAGCUCACAGGAGAGCAGGACAUGGACAUGGACCUGGAGCACCUGGAGCCUGUUGGAGGCAUUCCGAUGCCACCGGAAGCUUGGGAACUUCUGUCCAUAUGGUCAGAGGUCUGGGAUGCACCACGCUUCCGAGCGCAUGGCUUGGCUUCGGCUCGGCUGAGCAGGGAGGCUGUCAUGCCCUUGCUCAAGCUAGCCGCCUCGUGUGUGGCAGCAGUACGGAGACACCUGCAGGGGAGCAGCGCAGCUUUGACGGUGCCGCUGCAUGGAGCCUCCAGAGAGCUCCUGGUACAGGAGAAAAGAAUUGUGUCAGAAUCCGGGCAAGUUCAAAACGAACUGUUGAGUCGAUGCCUGAAGAUUCUGGUUGUGGAGCAGGCUGCACAGAAACCCAAAGAUUGGAUCGAGUUUUGGGCCAAGAUGAAUGUUCCCGUGGAUAGCCAGUCAAGAGUUCUUACAGAGAUCAUUGCCUUCUGCCUCAACGAGCCCCCCGUGGGUGGCCUCGGUGCCGUCCUGGCCGAGCUCAUUAAGGGCCAUCGCGUGAAGACGCGGGCAGUGGAGGAGGCCGUGGAAACAGCGAUGGCCGGAGGUCAGGAUGCCAGGGGGGUGUUGCGGCAGAUGCUCUUUAGCAUUUAUCCCAAGAGCCCGGACUCCGAUUGGGGCUGGGCUCGCGUGGGAUGGAGCUGGCAGGAAUGGUGGAAAAUCGUCGAAAGAACGAUUGGCGGCCUUGAGAAGCUGGCUGCCUUUGAUGAGUUGGGCUUGCUGCUGGAGAGGUUGGAGUUAGAAGGUGGCAAGCCCCUUUCUGAUCAGUCCAUCUGGUCGGAGCCCAGGUUGGCUAAGGUUCGCGAUUCUCUUUGCAAGUUUGCCGAGGUAACGGACACUGACUUGCAGGCAUGCCUCGCCGCAAGUCUAACGAGCGCGACAGUUGCAGCAGCCGAUGCAGAAUUCAAGGGCAAGGGUUUACCUGACCCGCGAAGGAACCCUGUGGAUUUUGUCCACGAGCUGGUGCACGCGGCGUUUCUGACAGGAGAUGGUGAGUAUGCAGACGGGAUGUCCGAGGCAGGAGCGUGUGUAUGGCAUGCUGCUGUCCAGUGGCCCUCGGCAUGUUGGUGUGCACAUGUCUGUGCCCGGCGUCCUGAAGAACACUGCUUUGUACAACCUGUUCCCGGAAUGCAGCGGCUGCUACGGAAACCGGUUUGUUAUUGA